This is a messenger RNA of Sinocyclocheilus anshuiensis, 3679 nucleotides long. RefSeq names its product protein unc-13 homolog C. Gene Ontology annotation, biological process: synaptic transmission, glutamatergic; dense core granule priming; presynaptic dense core vesicle exocytosis. Gene Ontology annotation, cellular component: presynaptic active zone cytoplasmic component; terminal bouton; presynaptic membrane. The coding region runs from base 1 to 2901 and encodes 966 amino acids. The transcript is spliced from 25 exons. Gene Ontology annotation, molecular function: calmodulin binding; syntaxin-1 binding; diacylglycerol binding. The record is from RefSeq and is a predicted model, not a curated record. NCBI's taxonomy places the organism in Eukaryota, Metazoa, Chordata, Actinopteri, Cypriniformes, Cyprinidae.
AUGGACCACAGGAGGCUAAGUGCCCUGUUUGGAGAUUCAGUGGAGCAUAUGACCUUUGAGUGUCAUAAUGCUACAGACCGUAUAAAGGUCCGUGUGUGGGAUGAAGACGAUGACAUAAAGUCCAGAGUGAAGCAGCACUUUAAGAAGGAAUCUGAUGAUUUCCUGGGUCAGACCAUCAUCGAGGUGCGGAUGCUGAGCGGGGAGAUGGACGUCUGGUAUAAUCUUGAGAAGCGGACGGAUAAGUCGAUGGUUUCGGGGGCCAUCAGGCUGAAGAUCAGCGUUGAGAUGAAGGGAGAAGAGAAGGUGGCUCCUCCUCAUGGGCAGUACACAUGUUUACACGAGAAUCUCUUCCACUACCUGACGGAGUUGAAGAACAACGGAGUCGUGAAGAUCCCGGGGGUCAAAGGUGACGAUGCCUGGAAGGUUUACUUCGACGACGUGUCGCAGGAGAUCGUGGAUGAGUUUGCCAUGCGCUUCGGUGUGGAGUCCAUCUACCAGGCCAUGACGCAUUUUUCGUGUCUCUCGUCCAAGUACAUGUGUCCCGGCGUUCCCGCGGUGAUGAGUAACCUGCUUGCCAACAUCAAUGCCUACUUCGCUCACACAACAACGGCAAACACUAACAUCUCGGCCUCCGACCGAUUCGCAGCAUCCAACUUUGGGAGAGAGAAGUUCGUCAAACUCUUGGAUCAGCUUCACAACUCUCUGAGGAUCGACCUCUCCAAGUAUCGGGAUAACUUCCCUGCUGGAAAUCCAGAGAGACUCCAAGACUUGAAAUCAACCGUCGACCUGCUGACAAGCAUCACCUUCUUCAGGAUGAAGGUGCAGGAGCUGCAGAAUCCUCCCAGAGCCAGUAUGGUGGUUAAGGACUGUGUGAAGGCCUGUCUGGACUCCACCUACAAAUACAUAUUUGACAACUGCCAUGAGCUCUACAACCAACUGCUGGACCAGGCUAAGAAGCAGGAUCUGCCACGUGAGGAACAGGGUCCGUCCAUCAAGAACCUGGACUUCUGGCCCAAACUGAUCACGCUGAUGGUGUCUGUUAUUGAUGAGGACAGAAUGGCCUACACACCCAUCAUUAACCAGUUCCCUCAAGAGUUGAAUAUGGGUAGAAUUAGUUCUGAAAUCAUGUGGAACCUCUUCGCCAUGGAUAUGAAGUACGCAAUGGAGGAACACGACAAGCAUCGUCUAUGCAAGAGCACAGAGUACAUGAACUUGCACUUCAAAGUCAAAUGGUUCCACAACGAGUACGUGCGAGACCUGCCUGCCUUUAAGGGAAUUCCUCCAGAGUAUUCGCUGUGGUUCGAGCCGUUUGUUAUCCAGUGGUUGGAUGAAAAUGAAGACGUAGCGAUGGAUUUCCUCAACGGAGCUCUGGAGAGAGAUAAAAAAGAUGGGUUCCAGCAGACAUCAGAACAUGCUCUCUUCUCCUGCUCGGUGGUGGAUGUGUUCACACAGCUCAAUCAAAGCUUUGAGAUCAUCAAGAAGCUGGAGUGUCCGAACCCUCAAGCUCUCGCUCACUUCAUGCGCAGGUUUGCAAAGACCAUAAAUAAAGUUCUUCUCCAGUAUGCUGUGAUCAUCUCUAAAGACUUCAGCAACCAUCUGAACAAGGAGAAAGUGCCCUGUAUCCUCUUGAACAACAUCCAGCAGCUCCGAGUUCAGCUGGAGAAGAUGUUCGAGUCCAUGGGAGGAAAGCAGGAGGAAGGGACUGUGGUCUUCUGCAAGCUGGACGCGGAGGCCAGUGAUCUGCUGAAAGAGCUGCAGAAUAAACUCAAUACGGUGCUGGAUGAGCUCAGCGGCGUCUUCGGCUCCAGUUUCAAGUCGGUCAUUGAGGACUGUGUCAAACAAAUGAACCAGGAGCUGAUGCAGAUGAAAGGAAACGCAGGGAACAAGAGUAACGCAGCCAUGGACGCAGAGACCGUCCUGAGACCCCUCAUGGACCUGCUGGACAAGAACCUAAUUCUGUUUGCCAAGAUCUGUGAGAAGACUGUUCUCAAACGGGUCCUGAAGGAGCUGUGGAAGAUCGUGCUCAACACCAUCGAGCGACAGAUUGUUCUUCCACCGCUCUCAGACCAGACACAAGGGGCUCAGAUGAUUUUCAGUGCUGCCAAGGACCUCGGUCAGCUCUCCAAACUCAAGGAGCAUGUGAUCCGGGAGGAAGCUCGCAGUCUGAGCCCUCGACAAUGUGCCGCUUUGGAUUUAGUGCUUCCCACCAUCAAGCAAUAUUUCCAUGCGGGUGGAAACGGUCUGAAGAAAACCUUCCUGGAGAAGAGCCCCGAUCUCAAGUCCUUGAAAUACGCCCUCAGCCUUUACACUCAACCCACAGAUGCCUUGAUCAAGAAAUAUAUAUGCACCCAAACCUCUCAAGGUCAGUCCACGUCUGGAUCUAUCGGGGAGGUCGCCAUUCAGGUGGACCUGAUCUCACACCCCGGCACUGGAGAGCACAAAGUCAGUGUCAAAGUUGUGGGUGUGAACAAUAUCAACUGGCAGACGAACGCCAUGUUUCGGCCCUUCGUGGAGAUCAAUGCCAUCGGCCCGCACCUGGCUGACAAGAAACGCAAGUUUAGCACCAAAACCAAGAAUAACAACUGGUCUCCAAAAUACAACGAAACAUUCCAGUACGUGCUGAGUAAUGAACACGGCCCAGAGGCCUACGAGCUUCACAUCUCCGUGAAGGACUACUGCUUCGCCCGAGAGGACCGGAUCAUCGGCAUGACGGUCCUGCAGCUCAGAGAACUGGCCGAGAAGGGCAGCUUGAACGCCUGCUAUCCACUCGCCAAGAGCGUAAACAUGGACGAAACUGGCCUGACCAUCAUGAGAAUACUCACGCAAAGGACCAACGACGAAGUGGCCAAAGAGUUCGUACGUCUCAAAUCAGACACGCGGUCGGCCGAGGAAGUGUCGUAGAGAAGCACGGUUGUGUUUGUUUUCGUGCAUGUGUGUAAAACAUCUGUUGGAAUGUUCAUUUUAAACUACAAGUACGUACAAAAGUGUUUACCUACCGUAUGCUCUCUAUCAAAUAUUAUAUUCUACGAAGUUAUGUUCAAGAGACAGUUUUGUAUGACGAUUAGUCUUUUUGAACAGAUGUCGUAUUUGUUCAGAUAAAGUGCCAAACCUGAUGAGUUAAAAAAAAAAACACAAAAAAAAACAGACGCAUAUGAAUUAUUGGUGAAGUUGGUAUCUUUCUAAAUUUGCUCGAUUCUUUUUGUCCGGUGUAUAUCAUCCUCUCUUUAAGUGUGUAGCCGUUUUGUUUGUCUUCAAUCUCGCACCGUUUUUGUUUGUUUUUUUUGCGUUUUUAACACACAGCACUGGUGGUGCAUGUCUCGUUUUCUUGGUGACGUCUCUCUCCCAUGUGUUCGCAGUGACUGGGCAUCAGCUCGGACCCGCUCCCCUCCAACGUUUUGUAUUUGAGUCGACUUUAAAAAGAGACCAUUUUUUUAAAAUGGCGAUGACUGCUACGAAUCUCUUCAUAAGUGUUUGUAAUUUUAUAGUCGUUGACAACAAUGAAACCACCUCGAGUGCUGCCGGUCCAGGCAGGAGGGGUGGGAUGUUCUUUUCGUUUAUUUUUUGUAGGUUUAGUUGCUUUACGUUUCCUUUUUUACCAUAGGCUUUCAGCCUUUCUGAAUUAUCACUGUGAACAUGGGCUCUGAAAGGCAAGCUUACAUCACAUUUGUUGACUGUUUGA